AUGAGAAUCCCGCCGCUUGAAUUCCUCCUCAGUUGGCCACCACCGCGUUACGACAACCCCGAAACGAGAGGCCCGGCCAACGAGAUCGUCGCCCUCAGCCUCCUGGGCAUCGCCGCCGUCCUCCUAGCGAUUCGGAUCCACACGCGUCGACGCAUUACCAACGCGUUCGGCUGGGAUGACAUCCUCAUCGUCCUGGCCUUUAUCCCAGCUACAGGGUUCGUGGUCCUCGGGGUGAUCGCCACGAAUCUCUACGGCUGGGGACGGCAUAUAUGGGAUAUGCCUGCGAGCAUGUUUGAGGGAUCGCUCCAGAUAGGCCUCGCCAGCCAGAUCUUGUUCGACCUGGCGACGAGUUUUACCAAGCUCUCGAUGCUUGUUCUGGUGUACCGGAUCGCCUGCGCGGCUUCGAAAAGGCUGAGGGUUCUCGUCAUGGCGCUCCAGAUCUUCAUCUCGGUUAACUGUGUCGUCUUCAUGACGGUAGCUAUGCUACAGUGCCGUGCAAGGCCCCUGAACCUCUACUGGACGCUUUCGAUGGAGCCGCAGAACUGCAUCAACGAGAGCACGCACCUCUUGGUUGCAAGCAUCAUCAACACUGUCACCGACUUCCUGGUGGUUCUCCUGCCACUUACCACCGUACGCGUCGUCUAUGCCGGAAAGCUCACCACGAGGCAAAUGAUUGUUGUCAACCUCCUGUUUGGCGCCGGCUUCCUCGCCUCGUUUGCCGGCGCGGCGCGAACAUACUUCACUUGGAUCAUGACCUCGCAGCCAGACGCCAGCUGGCAUGCCUGGAUCAACUGGCUGGUGUCCUCUAUUGAGCUGUUCCUGGGUAUCAUAAGCACCAGCAUACCCUCGACCAAGCCGUUCUUCAGCAGAUACAUUCCGAAGCUGAUGGGCGCGAGCUUGCGCACGUCGGAGGCCACCAGCGCCCCCGGGCUCACGGACAAACCCACCAAGGCCUCCGUUGAUAUUAGUCGGGCCUCGAACGACUUCAAUGCAGAAGACCCCAAAGCCCUUUCGGAAGAAUUGCAAUCUCCAGCAACGAGACGGUUCAGCAACGCAACGCUCAACAAGCCGUUGCCGGCUGUGACGAAGAACCGCUCGGUGUACACCAUCAACAUUCAACUCGACGAAGCUAGUUUGGGCCCGGCCGACAGGACGCAUUCCCACGAGGAUCUCAUCAGGGAACAGAUAGACUUGGCCUGGCGCCAAGCGGCCAACAACUUUAGUCGCCCGAGGGUUUACCACGCCCGGAGCAUCUCAGAGCCGGCGAGUCAGCACCGACUGAGCAUGUACAGGGAAGGUGAAACCGGGCGGGACAGUCGCAGAAGCGACCACACGUCGGGCGAAAGCAGUCGACACAGUUACAUCCUAGACGACAUUGAGAGCGUAUACAGCCAAACCAUUGGCGAUCUCGAGGCAGGGGUCCGCUACAGCCCCUACGACCGCCUCAGCGUCUCCGCGGUGCCCGCGCCUCUGCGGAAGCACAACAAAUCUGUAUCGAUCAACACGUUUGGAGGUUAG
Colletotrichum spaethianum is the source of this 1518-nucleotide messenger RNA. RefSeq lists its product as uncharacterized. Lineage: Eukaryota; Fungi; Ascomycota; Sordariomycetes; Glomerellales; Glomerellaceae. The transcript is spliced from 2 exons. The record is from RefSeq and is a predicted model, not a curated record. The coding region runs from base 1 to 1518 and encodes 505 amino acids.